Owenia fusiformis is the source of this 4180-nucleotide messenger RNA. The record is from the annotation of a GenBank genome assembly. Lineage: Eukaryota; Metazoa; Annelida; Polychaeta; Sabellida; Oweniidae.
AUUUAUCAUAUAUAGAAGCAAUUUCAUUAGAUUUGUAGCAAAAUUUCCCUGAGUGACCAAUGAAAAAUAUUAUUGAUUGAUUAGUCUUGUCUGGUGUUGAUUUCCUGAAAAAUGAAAAUUUUUGAAUCAAUUUAGAAUUUGCAGAAUAAACUAAUGUCAGUGGCCAAUCCUAACUUAAGUAAGGUCUCAAUGACUCGAGUGGAUGCAGCUGGAAAGACAGAUGAGCUUAAGAUUCGAAUGAAUAUGAAGUUGGCUCCAAAGACCAUCACUGGGAUAUCGAACACAUUGAAUAAAGGGGCGUGUGAUUGGGGCUAUCAAGGGUUUCUGGCAUAUGGGUGCCAAAGUCUUGUUGUGAUAUUUGAUCCCAAGACUAUACAGAUUGUGCAAGCACUAGACAAACACAGAUCAACUGUUGUCAAGGUGAAAUGGAUGCGAGAGAACUACCAUCAUGACAUCACAAGUCCUUACACACUGCGUGUAGCAUCAGCUGAUGCCAGUGGACGCAUAAUUGUCUGGGACGUGGCCUCAGCAGCUAUCAGGGCUGAAUUCUCUGAUGGAUCUAGACCUAUUGCAGACCUAGAAUGGCUGAAGUGGCAGGAUGCCUCUCAUGACCUGCUAGCCGCACUCCACCCACCAUCUACACUUGUGCUCUGGAAUGCGGACACUGGAACUAAACUUUGGAAGAAAUCCUAUACUGAGACUUUACAGGCAUUUGCUUUUGAUCCAUUUGAAUUUUCUAAAUUAGCAUUCCUUGGUUCAGACUGUAUCCUGUUUGUGGAUGACUUCAACAUAAGCAAAGCCCCUUCCAGUAAUGGCAAGAAGUUCUACAUCUCCAGUCCAAGUUCGCAAGCUGCUGCCACACCCACUGGAUCCAACGCAUCCUCUUCAUUUGACAAAAAAGGAUCGAAAUCCAUAACCAAGAGGAUGACAAAAGUUCUUAUUGGAAGUGAACCCAAACAACAAAAGUCCCCAGAGGAGGACUCUGUUAUGUUGAAUGACUGUGUACAGUUAGCAUUCCAUGAGGCAUGUAGGAACCAUCUCAUCUUAAUGUAUCCAAGAGAAAUCCUCAUCCUUGACCUUGAUAUAAACCAGACAGUAGGAAUCAUCCCAAUUGAACGCACAGGUUCCCCCUUUGUGCAGCUGAUUCCUCUAUGGCAACGUGAUGCUCUGAUAUGUCUUCAUGAGAAUGCCAGUAUCAGUGUCCGUGUACGUCGUCAUGCCAACAAGCCAUCUGCAAGCCCAGCAGAAGUAGACACAAGAAGUUCUAUAGGAUCAAUGGCGUCUCUAGAUGACAGCCCUAUACACCAAAGCCAGGAUGUGACGUAUGACCUUAGGUGCCAGUCAGACAACAUGAGGGUCACCAAGAAUAACAAGGUGUUAAACAUUGCUGCGUGCCCAGUCACAGAGAACAAGGUUGUACUAAUCAUGAGUGAUAGUAGGGUAUUACUAUGGGAGAUAAAGACGGUUGAUUACAUGAAUACGUCAUCCAAUUCCACACAACAGCAGCUGCUAUCUCCACUCUAUACCCCUGGUCUGUCUGAUGUUGCUUUCACCUUCCCAUCUGACCCCCCUCCUGAGUCCCCCCUCCCCUUUACCUCCACAGUGCCCCACCCCAAACAGUGUCUCGCUGACCAAAUCGGGCAGGCCCAACAGUUUGUCAAGGAGUAUCAAUCGGGCACUGCUAAACAUGGAGUGAUGCUACGGUUCAUGCUCACAGGAUUUUUGAAUGGGGCAGCACAGCCCCCUCUAGUGGUGAAAAUGUGCCCACCACUAACAACAAAGAAUUGGAAUGUGUAUCAACCUCUUUUAGCUUGUGGGACCAAUUCAGGGUCAGUUCAAGUGUUCAACCUGACAAGUGGACAGUUGGUUAGGGAGUACAACAUGCACACUGCCCCAGUCAGGGGUAUAGAAUGGGUGAGUCUUCAUGGGUUCCUUACAUACGCAUUCCCCAACCCCGGCUCCAGUGGUACUACUAAGAAUGAACUAAUCAUGUUGGACACUCUCACAGGCAAAACAACUCAUUUCCGCCAGAAUCGUGAUGAAGAAAGUCCAAUAGAAAUGGUUCGUGUGUCACACCUCAAGCAGUACUUUGUUGUCCUAUUCAAGGAGAAACCCCUGGAGUUAUGGGAUCUUAGGUCAGGCGUCUUAUUGAGAGAAAUGCCUAAGAAUUUUCCACAUGUUACUGCACUGGAAUGGUCACCAUCUCACAACUUGAAGUCAUUGAAGAAGAGACCAACUCAGCCAGACAUAUCUACAUCAAUGUCUUCAAGUACAAGCCAGAUUGACAUCUCUCUCACAUCAAGUGUAUCAGACAACCUCGCCAGAUCUGACUCUACAAUGUCUAGUUCCAACAUCUCAGCCAGAGAACACUUUGUCUUCACAGAUGCUGAUGGAUUGCUCUAUCACUUUAUAGUGGAAGGGAAUAUGAUUAAGGAUGGCUCUAAAAUACCACCAGAUGGUGGUAUGGGCAGUAUCACAUGUAUAGCGUGGAAGGGAGACACUAUGGUACUAGGGGAUGUUGAUGGAAACCUCAACCUAUGGGACCUAAAGGCAAGAGUUUCAAGAGCUGUUCCAACCCAUAGAGGAUGGAUAAAGAAAGUCAAGUUUGGUCCAGGGCGUGGCAACAACAAAUUACUAGUCCUUUACAAUGAUGGUGUAGAUAUAUGGGAUACGAAAGAGGUAGAAGUAGUGACAUCUAUAAAGUCACCCAGAGAUCUACCAAAGAUUCAUGAUGCAGACUGGGCAGCUUCAGAUAAACCUGUGCUGUCGUGCGCUGAUGGAUGUCUCAGAGUGACUGAUAUUAAGAUGAAGAAUAGCAGCUCCCCUAUGGAGGAAUAUCUCCUAACUGAGCCGUUGUUCAGCCCACAUCUUCUACCACCUAAGGUUGGACUAACAUUGAAGUAUACGCUACAGCAUCAGCCAUGGAACAGCAAAUAUACCUUACAACUGAGCAACCUGCCUGAGGAAUGCAAAGACAUGCAGGCCUUAGUGAAUGACCAGUUAGCCCUACUUGAGAGUGAUGUCCUGGACUACUUGCCUCACUGUCAGUUUGGUACAGCUCAAAGAUGCCUUCUGGUUGCUAGAUUGUUUGGAGAUGAAUCUGAGAUGAAUUUCUGGACACUAGCGCUACAUUAUCUCCGUGCUGAGAAAGCUGAUCCUUCCAGUAAGGUCUCUACACCUAUGUCCCACUCAGACUCUGGAGAUCUGUUUAUACCUCGUGCAGAGAGCCAAGAUCUUGUACAAUUGGAGGAUAAAUCAACACUAGAAUGGAGCUUCAUCAAAGACAAACCACUAGAGACCUGCUAUGAUGUCCUCAUUGAUAACAAAAGCUUCCAGCAAAAGGAACUAGAUCGUGUUUCAUUACAUGAUAGUAAAAGAGCCACAUAUGAACACACAAGAAAGAGUGUAGAAACCCUCAUCUUACUAGGCCAGGCAGACAGGGCUGUACAGCUCCUGUUAGAGACUGAUGCAGAGAAUGAUGGUUAUUACGUGGAUUCACUGCGAGCCUGUCUUGUAGCCAGUGUCAGAUCCUCAGGAGCAUCACAGAGUACAAUUAAGCUAGUCGCGACAAAUCUUAUUGCCAAUGGAAAGCUAUCAGAGGGUGUCCAGCUGUUGUGUCUUAUAGACAAAGCUGUUGAUGCAUGUAGGUAUCUCCAAACAUAUGGUCAAUGGUACCAGGCAGCCUGGCUUGCCAAAUCAUCACUUUCAUACACGGAGAGUUGUGAGGUCAUGAGACGAUGGGCGGACCAUUUAGCGAGUUCACAAGUCAACCAAAAGAGCAAGGCAGUGUUGGUGUUACUGUCGCUAUGUAGGUUCACCAAAGUAAUAGAGAUGCUGUACCAGUGCAGGCACUUUGACAGGGCAGCUCUUUUCCUUGAGGCCUGCCUAGAAUUUGGUCUCAUCACAAAGACUGAUACAAACAGGAGUCUAUUUGAGGCAGUGUACCUGGAGUAUGGUAGGCUAAUGAUGAACUUGGGCAACAAGGUGGCAUCAGAGUUCUACUGUAAACAGGCUGGAGAGAAGGGAGAACAACUGUUGAAGGAGGUCAACAUACUCUAUGAGAACUGAACUCUGUGGCAUUGGAAAAUAUGAUUCAAAACACAUUGUCCCAUGAUUCUUAUGCUAGAAGAGUGGGUAGAAGAGUAGCUUUUGGAGACAAGCUUGAACACAGCAUGAGCAA